AUGGCUGCCUCUCUCUUCAACAGCGACAUGAAAAAAUCACCCAUGUUCAAGCGCAGGAAAAUCCGUAAAGGCACGAACAGCUGCUGGGAAUGCAAACGGAGGAAGACCCGGUGCACUUUCGCCAAUCCUAACGAGUCAAUUUGUGACGGGUGCAGAAGCCGUGGAGUUAGCUGCAUUAGCCAGGCAUUUCAAGACGAUGGCGAAGCGGUUUCCAACAACUUGGCGAGGCUCAACCGUAUGCAAGCAGCGAUAGCCGAGCUAGAGCGCCGUACUGGGACAGACACAGCGCUUCAUGAUACGCAAGAAGCGGUAGCCAAGACAACGGGGCGUCCGGAAAGUAAUGAACGAAUCGGUCCUAUGUGGAAAGGAAAUGGAUACCUCGGUACCGGCGCCGCUACUUGUCGUAAUGGUUCAACUGAGAAAAGUCUGGACGACCGUUGUGCCGGCCUUCUUGCAGGUUGGCCUAGUCAGCACGAGCUCGACCUCAUCACGAGUCUUGACAGCACAGUUUCGGUGCUCUUCCACGGCACAGUCUUCUCGCCAUACUCUACCUUCCUCAGCGAGGCUCUACCAAAACUCAAAGAAAUCUUCAGGCUACCGUCUCAAGAUUCCCAUCCAGUCCUCAUGGCACGCAAGUUGUUGAUGUUAGGUUCCUUUCUGCAAGGCAUUGCUCCAAAAACCAUCAAAGGACUUGGAGCACUGGGCGUACGACUCCUGGAGAUCAUGACCAACGCAGUCGAAACUGCGUGUAGGUUGGUGACCAGCAAUGAUAACCUGGUCUGCUCUGUAGAGGGUAUUGAAUGCAUCAUGAUUGAGAGCAUGUAUCACAACAAUGCAGGAAACCUCCGUCAAGCCUGGAUGACCAAUCGUCGAGCUAUGACGGUGGCACAGGUGUUGCGCUUGCACGACGGGGACUCACGACGUGCCUCUGCCCUCGAGGUCAAAACUUGGAACCGUGUUGAUCCAGAGUACAUCUGGCUUCGCUUGGUAACGUCAGAUCGCUAUCUAUCACUAAUGCUGGGUCUACCUCAAGGAUCUCAGGAAAGUCCAUUUGCCUCUCCAAAAGCCCUGGAAGCCUGUCCGGCAUUAGAACGACUAGAACGCCUCUUGUCUCUCGUAGCAGGACUUAUCAUCCAGCGCAACCGAGAAGACUUGCAUGAUCUUGACGCGACGCACAAGAUAGAUAAGCUACUGCAGGAUGCCGAGUCCUCGAUGCCAGCCCAAUGGUGGCUUCCUCCAGAGUUUGGUUUCGUUGCCAGUUCCGACACAGAUGCAUUCCUCGAGACUAUUCGCAUCGUCAAUCACUUCUCACACUACCAUCUUCUCGUACAGCUCCAUCUACCCUUCCUGCUGCGAUCAUCGGCCGACAAAAUUUAUGACUAUAGCAAAAUCACUGCUGUAAACGCCAGUCGCGAAUUACUUUCCCGCUUCGUACGGUUCCGAAGUUCGAGCGCAAGCUCGACAUAUUGUCGAGGUAUCGACUUCCUUGCCUUUGUGGCAAGUGCAGUGUUGUGCAUUGCCUACAUCAAUGUUCGCAGACAGGACGGCAAUCACGUCGGUGACUCCGUGGCAACCUUUCAGUUUCUUGUUCACCAACGGCUGACCGAUCGUGGGCUCAUGGAACGCACACUUGAGAUGAUGGAGUCAAUGGCUCAGACCGACAAUGACGACAUUGCUCUCAAAAUUGCUCGUAUUCUAAAACGACUGCUUACCGUCGAGGCGGCAGUGGCAGAUGGGGGCAACUAUAACGCCAGUCUGACGUUCACUCAGGCGGACCACGAUAACCUUUUGAGUGGCGAUGGCCCCGAUACCAGGGUUGACGUGUUACGUGUCGACAUUCCACAUAUUGGGACUUUUCAGGUAGAGCCAGCUGGAUAUGUGAGACGAGGACCGGGAUCCCGCGAGGGGACUACCCGACCACCGUUGACGACGACAAGUUCAGGCGCAGCCGGCACCCUUGGUAGGGACGCUUCUUUCACUUUGGCCGAAGGAGACGUCCCACUGAGAACGCCACCGCCGGUGACUUUUGCCUGUGAUUCAACGCACAGCAGCAGCCUGAGAGAAGAACUGCUGCCGACAGGGUUAGACCAGACAUUUCAGGGGUUGAAUGGGGGAGAUGUUGAUUUUGAUGUAGAAGGCCAAUUCAUGCCUGUCUCGGAUGACUGGAUGUUACAAGGGGUUGACAUGGUCUUGUUUGAGAAUUUAUUUGAUGGUCAGCGUGAAUUACCUUGA
Messenger RNA from Exophiala spinifera, 2232 nucleotides. RefSeq lists its product as uncharacterized. Bases 1 to 2232 code for a protein of 743 amino acids. Gene Ontology annotation, molecular function: zinc ion binding; DNA binding; DNA-binding transcription factor activity, RNA polymerase II-specific. Gene Ontology annotation, biological process: regulation of DNA-templated transcription; DNA-templated transcription. NCBI's taxonomy places the organism in Eukaryota, Fungi, Ascomycota, Eurotiomycetes, Chaetothyriales, Herpotrichiellaceae. The transcript is spliced from 2 exons. The record is from RefSeq and is a predicted model, not a curated record.